Molecule: messenger RNA, 447 nt
Organism: Gaeumannomyces tritici R3-111a-1
Lineage: Eukaryota; Fungi; Ascomycota; Sordariomycetes; Magnaporthales; Magnaporthaceae
Exons: 3
Coding region: 1-447 (148 amino acids)
Source: RefSeq, a predicted model, not a curated record
AUGCCGUGCCGUAUAUGGCAAACUUGCGUUGAAGACGAGAUUUGCCAAGAGCUCGAGGCUCUGGGGUUGAUUGAGUCCUGGGGGUUUGCCGCCGCAGAGCCCGGGUCCAGCGACUUUGGGAAAAUCUUCGGGCCAGAUGGGCCGUGGCAGAUUGUGAGCACGGGAUCCGGCCGUCAGCCUCUUUGGGGUCCAGUCCAAGAUUGGUCCAACGGCAGCAUCUACGUCGAAAAGGUCCUGCCCAUAUCCGGGCGGGAAAACGUGGCCCAAAUGAACAUAUCCUUGGCGGUCCUCGAUAACGAGGCGGCACAUGAGCGCGCUGAAAUCUGCCGGCUACAUCAGAUCCGAGUCGUUUGGGCUUCAUAUGGGCAGAGUGGCCCUCGGGCAAAGGGGAAGCAUGGUGCUGGGUGGCUACGACCGGUCCGCGCGUUGGCAUGCACCGACCCCUAG